Messenger RNA from Colletotrichum chrysophilum, 660 nucleotides. RefSeq lists its product as uncharacterized. The record is from RefSeq and is a predicted model, not a curated record. The coding region runs from base 1 to 660 and encodes 219 amino acids. NCBI's taxonomy places the organism in Eukaryota, Fungi, Ascomycota, Sordariomycetes, Glomerellales, Glomerellaceae. The transcript has 2 exons.
AUGGAGACCGACUCUAUCGGACCAGACGGGCUGCUACGCUGCGGUUGCGUGGCCCGGUUCCUGAAGCAAGGCGGCAGGUCGUUUCUCAAAGAUUAUGGGUUCAACCGUGGCGAUCUUCAAAUGCCGGUCUCCCGGAAAGUCAGAGAGAUGCUGCUUGAGGACUUCAUAUCCAACGACUUCUACCUGAACGCUCGCGAUACACAAGGUCGCACUAUUCUGUGGACUGAGCGUCAGCUCACGUACAUGUUGCUGGACAACGGCGCUCGCGUGGACAUACCCGACAACGACGGCAACACCUUGCUUCAUGCUCUAGUCGCUAAGCAAGAUCCCACGAGCCUUCAGAAGAACCAAAGGCCGUUGGAAACCCUGUUGAACCACAAAAAGGGAAGGGAAGCGGUGAACGUGCGCAACCGGGAUGGGCUGACCCCCUACCAGCUUGCACUGGGAAUUGAUGCGAUUCAUUAUUGGGAUAUCUACACGAGGCUUUUCGACAACGCUGAGGCUGAUAUCAGAAUCGUCUUUCCAAAAGGUGUUUAUCGAGAUAAACUGACGUACAGCCUGGCGAAGUGGCAAGCCGAGGUGGGAAGUGUUAGUGCGUUCAGGAGGCCAGCUGCUGAGGAACGCCUCUUGAGGGCGCGGCUGGCGAUGUCAUACUCGUAA